AUGGCCCGCAUCAUUGACCUGGUGCCCUGGGAGGACGGCUCCACCCACGUGUACGCGUCCCCAGCCAUCCUGCUCCCGAUCGAGAGGCGGCGAAACCAGCUGGCCGGCGUGAAGCAGCAACUCUACCACCCGGCCCUGCCCAGCCUGCGCCGCAUGGACAUGGACUCCGUCACCGCCUGCCUCCCCGACGAGCACUGCCAGUCCACCACCUACUGUGGCAAAGAUGACUUUGACAAUGCCUCCUUCACGCUCCUCGGAGUCCCCAACAAACCCCUGCAGAGCCUAGACAUCACGGCGACCGGUCGGCGGCUCCGCGACAGGUGCCGCGAGGGAAAGCUGGUGCCCAUCGUGCCUGGCAUCAACCGGGUCGACUGGCCCUGCUUCACGCGCGCCAUCGAGGACUGGUCCCACUUCGUAUCCUCGGCCGGCGAGUUCAAGCUGCCCUGCUCGAGCAAGAGGGUCGAGAGUUUCAGUGGCUACGCGGUGCGGUACUUGAAGCCGGAGGUGACCCAGAACUGGCGGUACUGCCUCAACCAGAACCCCAGCCUGGACCGCUACGGACAGAAGCCCCUGCCUUUCGACUCCCUGAACGCUUUCCGACGCUUCGGCUCACACUACAGUCGUGUCAACUACCUGACCCCCUGGCGUUAAUCUCUGAAAAGCAGGCCGACCCCCCCCGGCUGCCAGACUGUGCCGCCUCAGGUCCCCAGCAGGACAGAGAGUGUACAGUGGCACUACCCCUCUCCCUCAGA
Equus quagga is the source of this 752-nucleotide messenger RNA. RefSeq names its product testis, prostate and placenta expressed (gene SPMIP8). The transcript has 7 exons. The coding region runs from base 1 to 651 and encodes 216 amino acids. The record is from RefSeq and is a predicted model, not a curated record. Lineage: Eukaryota; Metazoa; Chordata; Mammalia; Perissodactyla; Equidae.